AUGGCCGUGAUUCCACUGUUGGUACUGUUGCAGUCUCAGAUAAUCUACAGUGUCACUCUUGCUAAAUGUCAGGUCAGCGAACCUCUUCCCAUUCCCCGAUAUUUAAAGACUGGACAGCUGAUCCUUGGUGCCAUAACAUUUCAAAUCUAUAUGCUUUCUGAACCACUAGCAUUUCAAAUGCCACCCUCUCAUGAACAACCUGGAUACCCUUUAUUCUUGACACAAAACUAUCAGAACACCCUGGCCUUGGCAUUUGCUGUGAAGGAAAUCAAUGAAAACCCUCACUUCCUACCCAACGUCACCUUGGGCUUCCAUAUUUACAACAGCAACUUCAUCGGAAGCUGGACCUAUCGUAGUGCAAUGGAGCUUCUUUCAACAAAGGACAAAUUCAUCCCCAACUAUAAGUGUGACGGCCAGAACAAUGCAGUAGCUGUCAUUGGAGGACCCAGUACAAAAAUCUCUCUGGACAUGGCAAGUAUCCUGUGUAACUACAAGAUUCAACAGUUGCACCAUUUUCUGAGGACCGUCUCGUUUAACAAUAAUGCUGGGGAACCAGUUUCCUUUGAUGAAAGUGGGCAAUUGGUGUCAGGAUUUGAUAUCAUCAACUGGAGCACAUUGCCAAACCAGUCCCUCCUUAGAGUCAAAGUUGGAAGUUUAGAUACACCUACUCCUGAAGAAAUGAAGUUGACCAUUCAGGAGAAUGCCAUUGUUUGGCCCACCAGUUUUAAUCAGCCCCUUUCGGUGUGCAAUGAUCAUUGUCUUUCAGGUCAUAGAAAAACGAUGAAAGAAGUGAAGCUAUUUUGUUGCUAUGACUGCCUUCCAUGUGCAGACGGAAAGAUUUCAGCACAAGAGGAUGCAGAUGACUGUGUUCCAUGUCCAGGAGAUCAAUAUGCAAACUUCCAUCGAAAUGCAUGCAUUACCAAAGAGAUCACCUUGUCUUACCAAGAAUCUUUAGGAAUUCUGUCUUUGAUUUUUGCAUUCUCCUUUGCUUUCAUGACAGCAGUGGUGCUUGGUGUCUUCAUUAAGCACUAUGACACACCUAUUGUCAAAGCCAACAACCAGAGCCUCUCCUACCUUCUCCUCAUCUCUCUUCUCUUCUCCUUCCUUUCUGCUUUCCUUUUCAUUGGUUGGCCUACAGCACUGACAUGUCUUCUUCGACAAACUGCUUUUAGCUUCCUAUUUUCAGUAGCAAUUUCUUGGGUGUUGGCUAAGACCAUCAUUGUAGUUCUCGCUUUCAUGGUCACCAAGCCAGGAUCUGGAAUAAAGAAAUGGGCAGGGAACAGAUUGACUAAUUCUGUUGUCUUUUCUUGCUCCUUUAUUCAAAUUAUUCUUUCUGCAAUUUGGCUGGCAACCUGCCCAUUUCCAAAUUUUGACAUGUAUUCUCUGCAUGAAGAAAUUAUACUGGAAUGUAAUGAAGGGUCAACCAACAUGUUUUACUGUGUCUUGGGCUUCAUGGAGAUUCUUGCCCUGGUCAGUUUCUUGGUAGCCUACCUAGCUAGGAACUUGCCUGACAGCUUUAAUGAAGCCAAGUUGAUCACGUUCAGCAUGCUGAUCUUUUGCAGUGUGUGGUUGUCUUUUUUCCCAGCCUAUUUAAGCACCAAGGGCAAAUACAUGGUAGCUGUAGAGAUCUUCUUCAUCUUUGGCUCCAGUCCAGGAUUACUGGGUUGCAUUUUUUUACCCAAAUGUUAUAUUAUUCUUUUCCAGCCUGAACUAAAUAAAAGAGAACAGCUAGUUAGAAGGAAAUAG
Python bivittatus (Burmese python) is the source of this 1746-nucleotide messenger RNA. Lineage: Eukaryota; Metazoa; Chordata; Lepidosauria; Squamata; Pythonidae. The record is from RefSeq and is a predicted model, not a curated record.